GGUGUUGUGUUUGGUCUCUAUCAUUCAAAGUCCGCAAGUCCAACCAUUGAGGACAGUAAGUUAUGUUGAUACAGUAGAUGCUCUCUUGUCAUUGAGUUUGCACUGUCGUAGACUGUUGUUUGUAUACCAGCUCCUCGUAUAAUCCUUCAUGGGAGAUAUACCCUUCUGGGAUGCAGACGGCAACAUGUUUCUCUGCGCUCCCCCGCCACUGUUCUGUGAUGAGUGGCGGCGAGGAGAUGAGAUACCAGUCGACCAACGCGAUAUUCACGCACGCGUGGAAGAUCUUCUUCAAUGUCCAAUCAGUUCCAUAAAAAUAUUAGCUGUUUCGGUCAAUACUACAAUGGAAAUUGUUCUUCAGGAUGGCCGAAAGUUUAUCUUACGCCACCUUCCUUUCAUUACUGACGAUUACGGAUCGAACUCUUGGAGGAAACGCAAGUUGGAAACGGAACGUGAUAUCAUGUUGUUCUUGAAUCGUGCGAUUCCUCAGUUACCCGUUCCAGAGCUGCACCGAGUUGAGGUCCAGGCUGAUUACGGGGAGAUAUGGAUGGAGGAACUCCCUGGGCUGCCUGUAAUAAACUGCUAUACACUAUUCAAUGUGGCACAAAAGGAGGCCUGCGUUUUAUCAUACGCCGAUUUUGCGUUGAAAUUAUUCAGGCUACAGGUACCUGAUCAGAUUGGUUCUGCCUCUCUCAGAGCCGCGACCACUGAGGAUGACUCCCUUACUGUGGUGCCCAGAAUCUCUCAUCCCGAACGAGCGUGUUGCCCAACCGUACUUGCAUCUCUUGAAGAGCACGUUGCCGUGUCUAUCCAGAAGUGCUUGUCCUUCCGCUCCGCCAAUGAAGAUGUUGACACGAUUAUCCAAAUUCGCGAGACUUUGACGAAGCUUGAAGUGCUGUUAAGUCCUCUCAUGGAGCAGCUUGGUGACAAGCAUCUGCGACGAUGCGUUCUCGUUCAUGAGGAUCUGCGGUCAACCAACAUUCUCGCAGAUACAACAUCCGGGAGAAUUACGGGGGUUCUUGACUGGGAGUACCAUGCAUUCCUUCCCGCCGUCUUGGCUGCUAGUUAUCCUGAAUGGCUUCUUUAUACCGGACCUUGCGACUGCCGUUUUCGUGAUCCAGAUCCAACGGUUCCGGGAUGUGUGUGGUUUGAUAGCCCAGAGAAUGCUAAGCACUACAUGGAUCUCUUUGACCAGGUUGUAAAGGAACGAGAUCCGGAAUACUUUGACUGCCUAAAACGUGGAGAACAUCUUCGCGAUGCGUUACAGUGGCUCCCUCAUCGCAGAUUUGAUAGAGGCUGCAAAGGACUAAGGGCGUGGAUGGAAUGUACUUUUUGAUAAGUGACAUUGGUAAAUUUGGUAAAUAGGCAGGCGACUUCCAAAAUCGUUGUAGUUAUAUGGGACAGACUCAAAUACCCUCUACGUGCGUUUCAAGUACAUGUUAUAAUAGUUCUUGACUUUUAGGACUCAGCUAUAUACAUGUCUAAGAUAUAUGGGCACCCCAACAUGCACUCCUUAGUAACAACAAUGAGUUCCAAGCAAGAGAGUCCGUGACAAUAGCCUCACUCGUGGAACGGUCUAAACAAACAAGUUAAUGCAUAUUAUGGUACAGAAUACAAGGGCCCGGCAGUCAAAGAUCGAGGCAAGGAGAGGGGGAAAGCGAUGAUAGUACAGACUGAGCCUGGUGAGAUUUGAGGAAACAGAUGCAUGAAAAGGAGAACGGACGAGGCUUCGGGCGUCCAGGACAGAAAUGAACCCCGCCCUUGGUU
Molecule: messenger RNA, 1764 nt
Organism: Somion occarium
Lineage: Eukaryota; Fungi; Basidiomycota; Agaricomycetes; Polyporales; Cerrenaceae
Source: the annotation of a GenBank genome assembly